GGGAACACCUGUUACAUGAACGCAACCCUCCAGAGUCUCUUCAGUCUCCGAAUUUUCUCCCAGGACAUCAGGGGAGAGGAAGGCUGCUGGAGGUCAAAUCUGACAGCUUUACUGAAGUGCCUUGCAGAUCUGCACUCAGCAAGGGCCAGUCACAGCAGGCAAAAAAUCAGCCUGCUGAAAACCUUAAAACAGACCAUCGCGACAAACUUCAGCGACUUCUGUGGGACCGAGCAGCAGGAUGCUCAUGAGUUCCUCAGUGUUCUCCUGUCCCAGCUUAAAGAGGAGGGCGUUUCCCUGAGGACAAGGGAGGGGCUGCACUCCUACACCUGUUCCAUUGAGGGAAAUUUUGAAUUUGACCUCCUGACCACCAGAACGUGCCUCAGCUGCGGGGAGAAGGUGCGUAGAACGGAGUCCUACAACUGCUUGUCUGUGGACUUAGUCCCUGGGGGCUCCGUACAAGACAGUUUGGCCCUCUACUUCAAGGGCUAUGAGGUAGAGUGUCGGUGCCAGUGGUGCUCUGGGCAGUUGGCCACUGUGGAGCCAACGUUACAGUCACUGCCUCGAGUGCUGGUUGUGCAGCUGAAACGGUUCAGCUUCAACUCCAGAGGGAACCUGGUGAAGCUGCACGAUCGUCUGCACAUCUCCCCACAACUCAGCCUGCAGGCCCACAGCACGGCCAACGUUCGCUUGCCAGGGACGGCCAAGCCCCACCUCACCCAUGGGGAUUUCUUUGAAACCUCCCCAUCACCAGGGGAUGCUGUUCCCUUUGCAGAACAAAUAUAG
Molecule: messenger RNA, 783 nt
Organism: Anguilla anguilla (European eel)
Lineage: Eukaryota; Metazoa; Chordata; Actinopteri; Anguilliformes; Anguillidae
Product: ubiquitin carboxyl-terminal hydrolase 37-like
Exons: 7
Coding region: 16-783 (255 amino acids)
Biological process (GO): protein deubiquitination; G1/S transition of mitotic cell cycle
Cellular component (GO): cytosol; nucleus
Molecular function (GO): cysteine-type endopeptidase activity; cysteine-type deubiquitinase activity
Source: RefSeq, a predicted model, not a curated record